AUGGCUCCUCACCUAGAUAUCGCAGAAAAGCCCGUCUCAAGCAACGGCACAGUGAGCAACAAACUCACACUGCUCCGAGUCUCCGAAACAAACAUCGUCGAUGGAUACGGUAAUCCAGUCGUCCUGAAGGGUGCCGGCCUAGCCGGCCACCUAAACAUGGAAAAUUUCAUCACAGGCUUUUCGGGUCAUGAAUMCCAACUCCGCCAAGCCAUGACUGAAGUACUGGGUCAAACCCUGGCAGACUACUUUUUCGAACGCAUGAUUCAUCAUUGGUUCACUGAACAAGACGCUGAAUUCUUUGCCUCGUUAGGGUUGAACUGCAUACGAUUGCCCUUCAAUUACCGGCAUUUUAUUGACGAUAAACAAAAUCCUCGUGUUUUGAAGCCAGACGGGUUCAGGUAUCUCGACAGAGUGGUGGAGAUCUGUGGCAAAUACAAUUUAUACGUGAUUCUGGAUCUACACAGCGUUCCUGGAGGUCAGAAUCAAGACUGGCAUUGCGACAGUGGUCUGUCAAGGGCAUUGUUUUGGGAAUUCGAACUAUUUCAAGAACAAGUCAUCAAUCUGUGGGUUGCCAUUGCAGGGCGUUACUGCAAUAACCCCAUCAUUGCCGGUUACAAUCCUCUCAACGAACCAGCCGACCCCAACCACAUUGGGUUGUUGAACUGGUAUGACCGCGUCGAGAAGGCCAUUCGGGAAGUCGACCCAAAUCACAUCCUCUUUGUAGAUGGGAAUACCUAUGCCAUGGAUUUCUCGCAUUUUGACCGUGUUCUACCCAACACAGUUUACGCGUGUCACGAUUAUUCGAGGAUGGGAUUCCCUAUCCCUGGUCAGCCGCUGUAUGCUGACACCGACAAUGAUAAAGCAAAACUGAAAUUUCAAUUCGAUCGAAAAGUCCAGUUCAUGCGUGAUUGGAACGUCCCAAUCUGGAACGGCGAAUUUGGGCCUGUCUACCCAAACCCAAAGGAUACGGAUGCUGCUAUAACAACUCAAGCCCGCUUGAACAUGCUCGGCGAACAACUGCGUAUAUACGCCGAUUCUAAUGUUAGCUGGAGCAUUUGGCUGUACAAGGAUAUCGGAUAUCAGGGAAUGGUUUACGUCGAUCCAGAGACACCUUAUAUGAAGCUCAUCGAGUCAUUUAUUGCCAAAAAGCAGCAUCUUGGCCUUGAUUUCUGGGGCUGCACCAACAAAGAAGGGGUGAGCGAUGUGUAUGAGCCAUUCGUUCGACGGUUGAAGGAUAUGGUUCCCAAGCAUUUACAGAAUAAAAAAUAUCCGCCUACAUGGAAGUUUGAUCGUCAAGUCGAACGCGUCGUGAGGGAGUCCUUGAUGAGCGAGUAUUCAGUAUGGGAAUUCGCAGAACUAUUUAAGGGGAAGAACAAAGAAGAGCUAGAGGAAUUAGCAAAGUCGUUCGCAUUCGAGAAUUGUGUCAAAAGGGACAAAUUAAAUGUGGUAUUGAGGAAGGAUGCCGUGGCUGGAAGUCGAUAG
This is a messenger RNA of Talaromyces amestolkiae, 1482 nucleotides long. RefSeq lists its product as uncharacterized. Gene Ontology annotation, molecular function: beta-glucosidase activity. The record is from RefSeq and is a predicted model, not a curated record. The transcript has a single exon. Lineage: Eukaryota; Fungi; Ascomycota; Eurotiomycetes; Eurotiales; Trichocomaceae. The coding region runs from base 1 to 1482 and encodes 493 amino acids. Gene Ontology annotation, cellular component: extracellular region; cell surface. Gene Ontology annotation, biological process: glucan catabolic process.